Varroa destructor (honeybee mite) is the source of this 4185-nucleotide messenger RNA. RefSeq lists its product as uncharacterized. Lineage: Eukaryota; Metazoa; Arthropoda; Arachnida; Mesostigmata; Varroidae. The record is from RefSeq and is a predicted model, not a curated record.
UUGUAGAUAACGAAGCGGUUUUAUCGGGCUGCUAUCCGGUUGACCUCUUGAAUACGAUGGAAAAAGAUCAGGAGACUCAUGAGGACGAAGAGUCAGAUUCCGAAUCGGAAUCCGACCCGGAGUCCGAGACCGACUCCGAUGAAGGAAGUCAGUUCACUGAAGACUCUGAGACUAUUCAGUCAUCAGAAUUAACGCAGAGCCUUUCCGCCGAACUAACUACUGCGGCAGAUUUUGAAUUUCUUCCAGCGUCGAUUGUUUACCUCGGCCAAUUAGACGAGGUUGAUCUUGAAAUUUCACCACCUAACAAAUACUCCGAGGUAGUUCUGAUUGACACAAUUAACGUGGACGACGAUAGCGAUGAAUCAAGUCAGAGCGACAUAUUUGAUUAUGAGCGUGAAUAUUAUGAGACGGAAUUGCCUCCAGCGGAGUUGUCUAAAGGAAUGACCCUACCGAAAAAGCCUAAACCAUUAGACUUUCAGCACCCACGAUCUUAUUGGAAAAGAGAACCUCUGCGGCCGCCAAUACCUAAAAAGGUGUCCACCAGCUCCUACACGGUUCCGAGUCCCGAAACAUCAUCAGCCACUUUGCCUGCUGCAUUACCAGCACUACCCAGCCCAAGUCCUGCCCCAGCUCUCCGACUAGCACCAAGCCCGUAUCUGCGAGUGAAAAUGGGCCCCAUGGUAAGCCCACCACCAAAUCAACUUGUCAGCCUUUUUCCACCGCCAGAAAAACGAUCGCCACCAAGGAAGCAUUCGGAGAAACCAUUAACACCCCAACCCAAAAAACAACAAGCAGCAGAAAAGUUAGCAUCGCUGAAAAAUGUGCCAGAAGCUAAAAAGACACCCGAACCUAAAAAAAUCUUUGAGCUUAAAAAGGUAAAUGGAGCUAAAAAGGCACCGGACGUUAAAAGGUCAUCGGAUCCGAUAAAAGCCCCAGCACCAAAAAAGACACCGGACGUUAAAAAGUCAUCGGAUCUGAAAAAAGUCCCAGCACCAAAAAAGGCAGCGGCGAAAGGAAAGAAAAAAGCACCACCAGUAGCAAAAAAAGUGCCAGAUGCUAAAAAGCCACCUAGUCUAGGCGCAUCCUUAAAGACGCAGGAUACCCCAAAGGAACCAGAGAUGCCAACGGCCAUACUGGCUAAAGGAACGCUUGAAGAUCUGCCAUCCGAAGUCCUUAAAGUGUACCAAGGAGCAGCAGCUUUAUUGUCCAUGUUUACUCCUUCGUUUAGGAAGCCCUUGGAGCCACAAAAAGGGAAAAAAGCAGAUAAAAUAUUGCCGAAGAAGGGGAAAAAAGCAAAAGAAAACGUGAAGGAUCCUGCAAAACCUAAUCCAGACAUGAAGCACGCCCUCAUAAAUUACCAAUAUGUUCGGGAGGAUUCACAAGAAAGAAAAUCUAGUGCAGAGCCACCUUCGGAAAUAAAUUCAGAAUCCGCGAAAGAGUCCUCGAAGGAGUCCUCGAAGGAGUCCUCGAAGGAGUCCUCGAAGGAGUCCUCGAAGGAGUCCUCGAAGGAAUCCUCGAAGGAAUCCUCGAAAGAAUCCUCGAAAGAAUCCUCAAAAGAAUCCUCGAAAGAAUCCUUGAAAGAGUACUCGAAAGAGUCCGCGAAAGAAUCUGAAAGGUCGCGAAGAAGUAGACCUUCCGGGGACAAGUCAUCCGAUACGAAUAACGCUACGAAAAAAUCAACCAGGGCGAGCAAACUAAACACAAGCAAAACUCCGGGCAAUACAAGCAAAGCGCCUAGCACAGCAAAAGGAAGAAAGAGCCGGAGAAGAGACGAAAGCAGGCACGGCAGACGAGAUUCUGACGUGAUUUAUGUCAACACCAAGAAAAAAGAUACGAAAAAAAAGAGUCGGGUAAAGAACACCGCGAGGAAACGACGACACAUAAAAUGGUCGGAUGCUUCACCUCCGGCCACUUUGGAGAUCAGCAUGUCAAGCUCCUCGAUAAUCACCGCGAACAAGAUUGGCAAGAAGAAAGCGAAAGACCACAAAAAAACUAAGUUUGAGAAAGUUGGCACUGAAAGGAAAGCGGAUACCGUGUCUUCGUCACGGGUGCCUGCUAAGAGUGAGCGGGGCCUAAAGCCUAAACCGAGCGUUCGCCCGACCAGCAAAAAGGCGUCUUCGCCAGCACCAUCAGAAGAGGAAGCCCCAGCUGCGGCGCCAGGCGCUCCAGAUCAAGCUCCUGGAGUAGGAGGAACAGAAAGGACGUCUACAAGGUUUCUUUCAACUGACCAAGGAUCACAGGACCCAGGGCCACUUCCUGAAACUCCGCCGGAGGUCGUCUCGUCUGACACGGCUGCUAAACCCCGAAAAACUUCUGUCACACAAAAGAAGUCUACCAACCUUUAUGUAUGCAUCGGCAUUGUGCUGGUCGUGGUGAUGGGCAUUAUCCUUUAUUUUGCUAUAUUUGCGCGUGGUAAAAAGACAGAAACGAUUACAACUCGGAGCUUUACGACCCCAAAGAGUGCGACGGGACCUAACCUCAUGUUGAUACGGAAACGCCUUAAACGGUCCCUUAAAGUGGCUGAUAACCUAAAGAGCCGCAUACAACAAUGUCCAAGCACAAUGAGCAGGCAUGAUAGGCUCUCGUUUGUUAUGAGGGCAAAUUUGUCACAUCUACGUAUGGCUUUUGUCGACCCCACGUACAGGAUGCUUUUCAAGGUUGCUGCACUAGUCUCGUUUCCGUACGACGUCAUUAAAAGCAAUAUCUUCAAGGGUGCCUACGUCGCCAUUGUGCUAAAUCGACUGCAAUCAAACAUGACAUUUUUUUACUUCCUGCUUAACUGCAAAAAUCAAGAACCUGUUCGGAUUCAGCCAGUCACGAUGGGCACUAUCGCGGGAGUUAGACAGCACAUUCAAGAGCUGGCUGAAAACAGUCGUAGGGUCGACUGGUUUAAAUGCACGAGAGGAAGUCUUGUAGACGAGUCAAUAAAUGUGACGCAGUUUCAAGUGAAGGCAGAAAUUGAUCUCACAUUUUCACGUUUGCUUAUGGAAACCUGCAAUCCUGAAACGGGAGUGUGUUCGACGACCUAUAAUCAAUCGGUACCCUUGUACGAGUUUAAAACGCAGCCUGAAUUUCGGAUGUCGGCCAUAACCGGGUGGACUGGGCUAAAGUACCCGAAGUUCGAUUUCCUGCAUUUUGCAAACAUUACCACAUCGUGUGAGAUUCACACAAGCUCGCUAUAGUAGCGGUGACAAAGCGCCUGUGUAUCUCAAGGGCGCGCCAAGCAACUUCGGGGCCCCUGUGGUAUUUCACAUUUCAUAUGCAGUACUGUAACCCAAUGCGACCCACUGACAGUGGGACGACGACGACGACCGCUAACACUGGGCCUUUGUCCUUCACGGCAAAAUCGGUGAAGUUCUGGAGGCGGUGCUCUUAUUCACACCUUCGAUGAAGACGAUUGUGGGGCGCACUAUGCCGCUUUACUGGAUUGACACACGUUUUGCUGACUAGGUCUCAUGUUCGCAAAUCGUGUAUUCAAGGCCAGCCCCUGCGCAGGUCCAUUAGACGAGUCUGCAACCCACUCUUAUAUAUAUCUAUUUACAAAUACUAUAUGAUCCUUGCAAAUACCUUUGUUCUGUUACGACGUAUACAAUUGUUUGCUGUGAAUGCUGAACCGCCAGCAAUCGCAGGGCACAGCUGCUGCUGCUGCUGCUGCUGCUGCUACUACAUUUUGAACGAAUUAACGCCGUGUUGGUUGAUGAGCUUGUUUAGGUGACAGCGAUCAGAAAUUAAUUUUUCUUAUUGGUUCGAUCAUCGUUUGCGCGUCAAAAGCCACAACAGCUCAGGUCAUCUCAUGACCGUUUGGUCGUGGGGUCUAUUUCAACCAAAUCGGGGGGUUAAUUCUGAUAUGUACACAAAAAGCUUGAAGUUGUACUCCCGCAGGUGACUAUAAUCUUAGCAUGCACAGGGGUUGUCUGGUAUUGGUAGGAAAUUAAACAUGAAAAAUAAAUGUUUUUGGCAAUACUAAAUAAAAAUUACAAAUCUUGUGGUGCCCUACGAAUACAGAAUGCUUUACUAUCCUUAGUUCUAAAGGGCAGCUACACUCCGUCUUUGUACACCCACAGCUGAGUCCGAUUUCUGGGAAGCGGACCGUUACGAUUCACUCUGUUCCGAUUGUUUUUUGGAAACAGCGCACGAUUGCGUCGCUUACAAAAUCGUUAAAUAAACGAAAACACGUUCAGUCAG